Molecule: messenger RNA, 818 nt
Organism: Chaetomium fimeti
Lineage: Eukaryota; Fungi; Ascomycota; Sordariomycetes; Sordariales; Chaetomiaceae
Product: glycoside hydrolase
Exons: 5
Coding region: 39-818 (259 amino acids)
Source: RefSeq, a predicted model, not a curated record
GUCGUAAAUCACUCGACAGAUCUUCAACAGUUUCAAAAAUGGCCCCCCUGGCAUCCGCGGCCCUCAUCCUGGGUAGCCUCGCUAGCCUCGUUGCUGGCCAUGGCUAUCUCAAGAGCAUCACCGUCAACGGCGAGGACUAUCUCGCGUGGCAGGUUGGCCAGGACGACUACGUCACCCCGACACCGGUUCGUUACGCCCGGAAGCUUGCCGACAACGGCCCAGUUCCGGACUUUACCAGCAAUAACAUCACUUGCGGUGCAGGUGGUAACAUCCCCGCCGAGGGAGUUAUUGACCUGAAGGCCGGCGACACUGUUUCCCUCAACUGGGAUCAAUGGGGUAGCUCUCACAGCGGUCCGGUCUUCACAUACCUCGCCCACUGCACCAACGACGACUGCAAGACCUUCAAGGGCGACAGCGGCGACGUGUGGGUCAAGAUCGAGCAGCUGGCCUACAACCCCGCGGGGACCCCUCCCUGGGCCUCCGACCUGCUCCGCGAGCAGGGCGCCAAGUGGCAGGUGACCAUCCCGCCCACGCUGGCGCCGGGCGAGUACCUGCUCCGGCACGAGAUCCUCGGCCUCCACGUGGCGGGCGUGCGGAUGGGCGCCCAGUUCUACCCGAGCUGCACCCAGAUCCGGGUCACCGAGGGUGGCAGCACGGCGCUGCCGGCGGGGAUUGCGCUGCCGGGCGCGUAUGACCCCGAUGAUGCGGGUAUCCUGGCUGAGUUGUGGAGGAUCAACCAGGGCCAGGUCACUUACACGGCCCCGGGAGGAGAUGUCUGGAGCGAGGCGGCGCCCAAUGCCAACAGGGAUGGCCCGUAG